Messenger RNA from Rotaria sordida, 1179 nucleotides. The record is from the annotation of a GenBank genome assembly. NCBI's taxonomy places the organism in Eukaryota, Metazoa, Rotifera, Eurotatoria, Philodinida, Philodinidae.
AUGUGUACCGUACAAUCAGGUGCUGAAGCUGCAGAACUGAAAUUCUAUCGAGUUCUGGCCAAAUUCAGUCAAGGAACAUGGAGCAACGUCGAUAUGGCCGAACAAUGUUCGUUCCAGUUGUUUAAAGCACUUGAACAAUUGCUUCAAUUUAACGUUAUACCAUCUGAUGAACUUGUUAGUCAUUUGGCAAUUACAAUUAAUGCAAUUCUUUGUCCUGAUUAUACAUUUCUUCAUCCUCUAGAACAACGCAGUAUACCUUCGAAAAAUAAUUAUGAUCAAACAAAAACGGAAAAAACUUUUACAAUUCUUUAUGAUAUUUUAAGUCGAGUUGGCUUUGAACGUGUACAUCGACAAAUUAAUGGAGCUCAUUUUUGUACUAAUCCUAACUACUUAUUUAUAUGUCCUCGAUGGCCUCCUUUGAAAAAGUAUGAAUUUAUACAUCAUACGUUUGUGUUUCCUACCAAUCGGAUGCCGAAGUACAUUCCAUUGAAAAAUCUUCAACAUGUCGUUCACAAUAUUGAUGAUCUUAUUUUAAUUAUGAAUUUAACAAGAAAUGAAACAGUUUCGCAAAUGAAUCUACUUACAACUAUGCAACAAAAUAUGGUAGCUGAAUUUAAAGGAGAUCCAAAUCAUGCAUAUCAUGGACCGAAUAUGAUUUGGUUUGCACCUCUGCCACCUGAACAAAGUUCACAUGAUUCUCAACCUUUAUCUCCAUCACUUGAUUGCAAAAACUCAUGCUAUGGAUGCUAUCGUUUCUGUAUUCCAUUUAAUUAUUUUCUUAAGUAUAAAACAUAUAUUCUUGGAACACGUAAAUAUGAUGAUGAAUAUUGCCAUACUAUUAUGUUGACCGAUACUAACGUUCAAAAUGUAAAAUUUAUCAAAGAACUCGAACCAAUAAGUUUGACCAAGAUGAACAUCAUAGAAGAAACAACUAAUGGAUCAUUCCAAUGGCUCUGCUAUCGUGAUACAGAAAAAGAAUGGGAUCAAUUAGAUUUUGCUGUUGCAACAAACAGUUUGAAAUGUGAUCCUGUAAAAGAUCAGAUUCGUCUCGACUUUGUCGAUCACGAGAAUUGCAUACGUGAAAAAUUUGCUUUAUCAACUGUUAGAACCGUACGAGAAUGCGAGCACCGUUUUACAUUCUAUUGGCGGCUCUGUUGUUUACUAUUGCGUUUUUUGUAA